Molecule: messenger RNA, 3137 nt
Organism: Anopheles coustani
Lineage: Eukaryota; Metazoa; Arthropoda; Insecta; Diptera; Culicidae
Exons: 6
Coding region: 1-3036 (1011 amino acids)
Molecular function (GO): protein binding
Source: RefSeq, a predicted model, not a curated record
AUGGAUAAUCCCGUAGAUAAACCGUCCGCCCGUCGGCGAACAACCCGCUGCAGUCCCUCCCAACGGCUACUACUUCCAGCGCCGGCACAGCGGUUCCUCGGGGCGACGAUGCUUCUACUGCUGCUCACAGCGUCCGUCGUACAGACAGGACCCGUGAUCCGAUCGCGCCGCAUGAUCCGCGAGAUCUACGUUGAAAACUCGGCCGCCACGGUACCAGAAAACACACCAGAGCUGUCAAGCAGUAGCAGUAGCAGUACCAACGCCACGACGAGUGACAUGUGCCUGUACGACGGGUCGUACGUCGAGCGGUCGGCGAUUGCGUGCGAAAAGAAGCACGGUUGCCGUGCGAUCCAGAAAACCGGCGAAUGCUGUCCGGACUAUCAGUGCGAAUGCCAACGGGAUGGCAAAACGUACGCCACCGGCGAGAAAGUGUUCGACCCGAAUACACCGUGCCGAUCCUGUUACUGUCAGGGCGGUGAAAUCACCUGCAGCGUGGUGAGCUGCUACAAGCGAAACGACUGCGACCCGAAGUACAUCCCCGGCCGGUGCUGCCCAGAGUACGACAACUGUCCACCGCUGGAAAACUUCAAAAUAACAGAAUCGUCCACCACAAACACAAAGGAUGCGGUUGUCGACGGUGCGGAGGAAACGAACGAGGUGAAGGGCAACUAUGCCGCCGAGGCGGAGGACCUUCUGGCAUCUGGUGGACUUCAAAAGCAGCACGCUCCGGUAACGGUACCGACGACGACGACGACGACGACGUCAACAACCCUCGGUCCAGCGAUGACAAACGAGAAUCCGCUCGGUAUUAAGAUCAAAGAAAUCACCAAACCGGAAGAGAUUCGUCUGACCGACAACCGACCGAGCGCCGGCGAGCAGCAAAUGCAGCAGCAACAGCAGUUCGCGAUGGCGGCGGCGGCGGCAGCGGCAGCGGCGGCCGCAGCCGGACGCAACACGACACCGGAGCCCUCUACAUCUCAGAGCGAGGAACUGGUGAACCUCGAGCACCUGGACGUGAACGUACCGGACGACGACGGGGAGAAUGGGACGAAAAUCGUGCGCCACACCGACGGUGACGGUGUGCGAUCGGAGGAGGACACCGUGCGCAAGGAGCCGUCGUCGAGCGAGGAAACGCAAAAGGUAGCCGGUUCGGUGGUGGAAAACCGCCUGGAGUCGGGCGAAUCGUCCACCACGGCCGGAGCCAUUUCCUCGUCGACGCUUUCCGAGUCGGACGAGUGGUUGGACGUGAAGGAGGUCGCCGAAUCGUCCUCGAGCUGGGCAUCGACGUCGGGACCAUCGUUUGGGCUCUCCUCAACCGCCGCUCCACCGAUGGCUCCCUCUACCAGCGGGCCACCAGCUGUGGCACAGGAGGAGCACGAGGAAGGCGCAUCCGAGAGCAGCAUGAAACUAUCGAAACCGGAAAAUGCGCUCCCAGCGGUGGUUCAGAUCGGUGAUAAGCUGGUGAUUGUCGAUCACAACCAGCCGAAACCGAUCACCGUCAUCCAGGUGGAGGAGGUGGAAGGUUUGCAGCGUGGCGAGGACGACACCGUGUACGAUCAGGAGGCAUACACCGAGCGAAGCCAUCAUCACGCGGCCGAGAGUGGUCGCGAAUCGUCGAAGAAACUGAAGCUUCACAGCUCGGCCGAACAGGAGCAGGAAACGCUGUCAACGCAGGCCGAUUCGAGUGGUUCGUACGAGACAAUCUACCAUACCGGUUCGUCGGAACAGGUGAACGCUCCCGUGUCCUCGGAGGAGAUUUUCGAAACGCAACUCUAUACCGAAGGCCCCGAAGAUGCCGCACCCGGAGUGGUGAAUGACACGCAACCGCAACAGGGAGAACCUCUCUCGGUCAGCCGGGAGGACUUCCUGCACAUGGAUCCAGCGCUGGAACCGGCCAAGCUGCAGCAGGAGCAGGAAGACCACACCGUGGGCGCUAGUGGAGCCGGUGGAAUAAGCUCGGCGUUCGGCAGCACCGAAGAGGGCAGUACCACCAUGUCCGACAUGUCGGGCGUUUCGUUCAGCUCGGAAGCUUCCGGCGACGAGAUGAUCUACGACACGCACUUCUACACCGAAGGUCCGAACACCUCGUCCGAGGAAGCGAAAGAGCAGAAGCUGACGGCAGCGACCGGUACCGAGGAGACGUCAACCGUCGGCAGCACGUACGUGCCACGAAACCCUCCGGCGGUCGCCGACGAGCUAACGCCCCAGACGUACAUCGAGGACAACGAGCCCGAACUCAUCCAUCCCGGGUUCCAGCCGAUACCGGAAGAUUUUAGCCUCCCGCAGCUCGACCAGCCCGCGAUGGAGAUGGGUGACAUGAUGGACCACCACCACGCAGGGGCAGCAGCAGCGUCACCGAAGCAGGUUCCCAAAAAGCAGGAGAAAAUUCUCUCAGAAGUGCUUGAACUGAAGUCGAACGGUAGUGUCUCCACGGCCCAUCCGGAAGUAUCUUCGUCCACCGAGGGGGGUCCUUCGGAGCUUGAAGAAUCUUCCAACUCUCCCGCCUGGCUGAAGGAAGACCCCCAGCCACAGCUGAGGGCGCCCGGUGAACCGCUCCUCAUCCCCGAAUGGGAACGCAAAAACGGAACCAACAGUACCAGCUCGGAGGAAGAUCUCACGUCCGCUGGUGAGGAUAUGCGCGUGCUGAAGAUGGAUUCGGAGGAAUACGACGAUACGGUUGGACUGCUAUCGACCACAGUCGCACCCUCAGCGAAGGCCGAAGUGCGCUCCGAAGAGGCCAACGACGACGACGACGACGAUGAUGAUAAUGCCGGCAAGUCGGCAAGCUCCGUCGAACAGGCAACAUCGUCCGGAUCGGCGAAAUCGGUUCUGGACAUCGACGGCCCGGCGUCGGCGAGCGCGACCGAUGGUCAGGGAUCGGACACGGUGAACCACAAUCCAAAGAAUGACGUUGAGAGUUUGAAGGCCGAUGAGGACGAGAACAAUGCCACCGCCGACGAAGCGGUUCCGAAGAAGGUGCAACAGUUGGAAGCGGGCGAGCAGGCGGCGCAUGGUCCCACGCUGACCAGCGUUUAGAUAGAGGAUGUAAGAUCGAUGCCAUGCAUGUAGCAGCAGAGACAAAUAGAGUGUGAGAGACAAGUAGAGUUGGGCCACGGAGAAAACCUUGGAGCCCGUCA